CUUGUUGAGCAACCACACAGGCCCCACCCCAGGGUUCACGCAUUUUCCUAAAAAUGGAUGCUUUCUGCUGCUUUUCAACUAAUGAGGUGCAGUAUUCGAAGUGGGUAAAGGAAAUCUUUCCGUCCCAGGUUCUUUCUGACAAAAUUCCUGCAGGAGUUUUAAAGAAAAAGCUUAAUGAUGCAAAUGCAUAGAAAUAAAAGCAAUAAGGUGGGUUAGGGGAAGAAGCUGGUAAGAUUCAGUUUGGAAGAAGGAUGAAGCCAAAUUUGCUGGAAACUGAUGAGCAAGAAGCAAGUAAGCCAAUUAGCAGAAAAGGGGGGGGGAAGGGAGUGACUAAAGGUGAAGUAAGGAAAGAGACUUGAGUUUGAAUAAAAGACUGGUUUCAUAAAGCAAGGAAAAUUAAUAAAAAUUAUAGGGGACCAGAUUUGCAGGGUGGAUAACAUACCAACAACGUAGGGAUACUGGUUUUAAAUGUUAAUGCAGUAUCAAAACUAUUAGAUAUUAUAGAACAGUUUAAGGUUGCCCAACACUGUGUCAAGCUAAGUCUUGGAUGCGUACAACUAUGGAGAGUCCAUAACCUUUCUUUGCAAUCUGUUCCUGCAUUUGACCACUCUUACAGAAAAAGAAAAGUAACACUGUAGCAGCAGUAUCUCUGUGAUAGCCUGACCCAUGUCUCUACAACAUAGGUGAACUUUAUGUCUUCUUUAGUUCUUUCCCCAUUCUCUUCCUUAGAGUUCAUAGCACAGUUAGCCAGUCUUCUCCACAGGAGAGGAGGAAAAGAGGCUGAAAGUGAGCAGCAUAUCCACUUCUGUCUGAGGAUACUUCUCCCUGCAAAGCGGAGUAACUGAGCAAAACUGCUCCAUCACUAAAGAGAAUUUGCAGUUGUCUGCAUUUGACUAGCUUCCUCACUGCUUCCCAAAGUUGAGAGGCGUAAGCUCUGGAGAAAGGACAUUAUUCUAUUUUGAAGGCAAAUAGUAUAUUAAAGAUGCCAGAGGCUUCUUCAAAGAUACUUUGUCUAAGAGAGAGAACACUCUAAAGGAUGGCCAAGGAUGUCAAGGACUACAAGAAAGGCAUUUAUAGGUAUGUCAGUGAUAACAGGAAGACUAGGGAGAAUGUGGGCCUUCUCUGGAAGGAAAUGGGAGACCUGGUUGCCCAAGGAUGUGGAGAAGGCUGAGGUACUCGACAACUUUUUUGCCUCAUUCUUCGCUGGCCAGGGCUCAAGCCACCCUGCCCAAGUCACAGAAGGCAAAGGCAGGGACUGGGAAAUCGAAGAACCGCCCGCUGUAGGAGAGGAUCAGGUGCAAGACCAUCUAAGGAAGCUGAAGGUGCGUAAGUCCAUGGGACCUGAUGGGAUGCAUCCACAGGUCCUGAGGGAACUGGCAGAUGAAGUUGCUAAGCCACUAUCAAUCAUAAUUGAGAAGUCAUGGCAGCCUGGUGAAGUUCCCACUGUCUGGAAAAGGAGAAACUUAACCCUCAUUCUUAAAAAAGGUAAAAAGGAAGAUGCAGGGAACUAUAGGUCAGUCAACCUCACCUCUGUGCCAGCAAGACGGUAAAGCAGAUCCUUCUGGAAGCUCUGCUGAGGCACACGGUGGGGAGAAAGGGAGGUGAUUGUAUGAGGACAGGUUGAGAGAGUUGGUAUUGUUCAGCCUAGAGAAGAGAAGGCCCUGGGGAGUCCUUAUAGCAAUCUUCCAGUACAGAAAGGGCCUACAGAAAAGCUGGGGAGGGGCUCUAUCAGGGAAUGCAGUGACAGGAAGAGGGGUGAUGGUUUUAAGCUGAAAGAGGAUAGAUACAGAUUAGAUAUUAAGAAGAAAUUUUUUCCUGUGAGGGUCGUGAGGCACUGGAACAGGUUGUCCAGAGAAGCUUUGGAUGCCCCAUCCCUGGAGGUGUUCAAGGCCACAUUUGGAUGAAGCUUUGAGCAGCCUAGUCUAGUGAGAAGUUGUCUCUGCCCAUCACAGGGGGGUUGUAACUGAAUGAUCUUUAAGGUCCCUUCCAACCCAAACCAUUAUAUGAUUCUAUGAAAAUAGACUGGAGCUGAAAGGCCUUUGAGAUGCAGUCCCUGAUAGAUUUUUUUUCAGAAGCUAGUUCUAGUCGAAAUCAGUGGUUGUACAGCCCUUCUUCUCCAGUGUGUGAAAUGGUCUCACUGUAUUGCAGCCAAUUUCCAUGAGGUGUCCUGAAAACUCAGUGAAUAGAAAACACUGACAAUACAAAACACUUAGCAGUUAAGACAGACUAACUCAGUGCACUACCAGCAUCUAAUACAAUAAUUGUUUGAUUAACCUUGCUACAAGUUGACAGUACCUUUAGAGAAGCAGUCCUUGCAAACUAGUCUGGAAUAAAACUUUUUUUGGUGAUGGUGGUUUGUUUUUUUCAACUGCAUCAGUUUUCUGAUCUUAUUUCUAGCACAGAACAUGAACACUGAUGGCAGGGCCACUUCACUUCUUAGCUUGUUUAAGCUGAUCCUGUAGUACAGCAAGUUGUCCCACUUUUCAUUUAUGAGCAGAGUGCUUUCUAAGUAAGGCUUUUGUCCCUCUUUUGAGAUGGGGGGGAUAAAUGAGUAACGGGAAGAAGUUCCUGUUUCUAAGUCAGUAACACAGAGAUGGCAGAGGGAGGAGUUGAACUCUUAUGUCCUUGUACAACUCCUUGUCCCUUAGGUUAUAGUAUCAAAAGAACCUUAGCUAUUUCAUUUUCUUCAGAAACAUCUAGUACAAAUGCACAUUAGUCUGGACAGCUUCUCUGCACUGGCUCUUUUUCUGUUGUAUUACAGCUCUUUUAGAGACCUCUUUUUGCAGAAAAGGUUUUCUUGAGAAUUCUUGCCAGGAACAAGAAUUCCCCAUCUUCCCGUGGAUGUUAAAAUCUCUCACAUCUCUUUUGAAUUAUAUUUUAGGUUCUUUUUUAUCUGCAUCUUCUUCUUGAUGCUCAGAGUUAUUCAAGGUUCAAAUUCUCUAUUGCAAGCCCAUAUUUUAGUCUCCUUAAUAUUCCAGGUAAGUAUAAUGUUUGGAAGGCAUAUUUCCUACUGAAUUGUGAACUGAUCAUCGGUGGUUUUUUAUACAUGAUUUUCAACAUAGCACAUGAAGAAACUUGCUUUUUUUUACAGGAGGUGUAAAACCUUCCUAAGGAUACUCCUUCUGCUUCCUUUAUUAAACUCUAUCUCUUCCAUUACCUGGGCUCUCAACAGUUAACUAAGCUGUCAAUCAUCCUCAUACCUGCCAAGGUGAUAGACUCCAGGCCCAAUAUGGGGAGGUAAUGUGGGUACUUGGUAUAACAUCAUAUGGAAAGUUAGUAGGGCUUGGACCAUAGCAACACGUUUGCUUUGUGCACAGCGCUCGGGUUAAAGCACUUUGGGCAGUGAAAGAGCAGAGGUACAGCAGCUGGGUGUAGGGCAGCUUUUUCUCUGCUGGGGCUAAGAAACUCAAGUAGUUGCCUGCCUCUGUAGGAAAUAGGGUCUGGUAUAAAGUCACUUGGAUGUAUUUGGGAAAUGUUGCUCAAGUAUAGUUUUCAACUACUAAAUUAGUGCACCAAACCUUUUAAAUACUGCAAGCAUGCUGGAGUACCUAAAUGGUCUAGUUUUGCUUUCAUUAUUCUUUAGUUUGGAUGUAAGCACUUGUUUCUCUCUCAUCUUUGACACCAUCAAGUUGCUCAUUUGCAGGCAAAUUUUUGGAUUGUAGAGGUAAAAAUAGUUUAGUUCCUUAAAAAUUUAAUCUAUCUUAAGUAAAUUAAAAACCUAGGUUAUUCUUCUUAGCCUUGAAUUAUAAAACAGCAGAUUAUAGAACCAUGCUGAGAUUAAAAGCUUUGUUUAUCUGUAACCUUUUUGUGAGAUUAUCUUACUGUUUCUUACUGUAAGAAAAACUCUUGACAAGAAAUUGGGGUGGGGGGGCAAGUUACUUUAAUGCUGUGAGGCCAAGAUCGCAGUUCUGUGUGAUCCUGCCCCUCCUUUCAGCCACAUCUAAAUGUAUGUCACCUUAACUAAAGGGCUUGCAGAAUUUGGAGACUCUCUUUUUGACUGUGCUUUGGGUUUUAGGGGGGAAGGUGGGUUUUUCCCUGUGGUGAAAUCCAGUGUGUGAUUUAGUAGAAUGCGAUGUUAUAUAAACUAUCUUUACACCUUCUUAAUCUAAUAAUAUUGAAAAUUAGUAAUAGCCUUUCAGCUUCGGUAGGCUUCUUAAUCUCCCAUACUGAAACCUGUCUGGGUAAAAGAUGGCUAUCCAAAGGCUGUAUCUGGUUCUGGGAGAUACAUGCAGAGUUGUGACUGUCGUCCAGUAAUCAAUAUCCUGUUGUCUUAUCAAUGCAUUUUAUCAUGAGAUACUUCAUUAUUUUCAAGGGAUUUUUUUUAAAAAAAUAUUUUUAAUAAAAACCUUUAUCCAAAGUUUAGGGAAAUAGUUGGAUCAUCCAGUCAGACUUGCUAAUGAAGCGUGUAUUUCCCAGUGUGCGUCAGAUUCUGAACUUUUUACCGGCACCAAAGAGAUGUUUAAUUUAUAUAGUUAAAGCUAUGCUUCUGUCAUGGGUGGCCAGAGGUGAAUUUCAGUUCUUGGGACAAAAAGAUAUUACUUAUACCGUCAUUAUCACCAUUAUUCUUUAUACAUACGAUGAAUAAUUCAUACUUAACUGAAAUCUAAUGUGGUUGAUGCAGUUCAAUUAGUAACUGCUGCCUGAAGUUCUUAAUAGCUUGGUUAUUUGGUGUAAUAAUAUUUACCUAUUACAAAUAACUUUUUUUUUCCUUUUAAGUAUUUUCCAGGUAAAUAAAUUAUUCAUUGCAUCAUCUUCGUAAGGUAGACAAUGUUAUUAGCUCAGAUAAAUCGAGACUCUCAGGGAAUGACUGAAUUUUCUGGAGGAGGAAUGGAGGCCCAACACGUGACUCUUUGUCUAACAGAAGCUGUAGCCGUACAAGGUGAAACCUCAGAUGGUGACAACUUAGAAAACAUGGAAGGUGUAAGUUUGCAAGCAGUUACCCUUGCUGAUGGCUCCACUGCUUACAUACAACACAAUUCUAAAGAUGGUAAAUUAAUGGAUGGCCAGGUGAUUCAAUUAGAAGAUGGUUCUGCUGCUUAUGUUCAACAUGUACCCAUGCCUAAAAGCAGAGACAGCUUGCGUCUGGAAGAUGGACAAGCAGUUCAGCUGGAAGAUGGAACUACGGCGUUUAUUCAUCACACCUCGAAAGACACUUAUGACCAGAGCGCGUUACAAGCAGUCCAGCUGGAGGAUGGAACUACUGCCUACAUUCACCACACGGUGCAAAUGCCGCAGUCAGAUACCAUUUUAGCCAUUCAAGCUGACGGCACAGUGGCAGGUCUUCAUACAGGAGAUGCUACCAUUGACCCAGACACCAUCAGUGCUUUGGAGCAAUAUGCAGCCAAGGUAUCUAUUGAUGGCAAUGACAGUGUUGGUGGCACAGGAAUGAUAGGUGAAAAUGAACAAGAUAAAAAAAUGCAGAUUGUCUUGCAAGGACAUGCAACAAGAGUGACUGCAAAAUCUCAGCAGAGUGGAGAGAAAGCCUUUCGCUGUGAUUAUGAUGGCUGUGGAAAACUGUACACAACAGCUCACCAUCUUAAGGUGCAUGAGAGGUCUCACACAGGAGACAGACCAUAUCAGUGUGAACAUCCUGGAUGUGGCAAAGCUUUUGCAACAGGGUAUGGGUUAAAAAGUCAUGUCCGAACACACACUGGUGAAAAGCCUUAUAGGUGCACAGAAGAAAAUUGCACCAAAUCAUUCAAGACUUCAGGAGACCUGCAGAAACAUAUCCGAACCCACACAGGUGAAAGGCCCUUUAAGUGUCCGUUUGAAGGAUGUGGCAGGUCAUUCACAACAUCUAAUAUUAGAAAGGUUCACAUCAGGACACAUACGGGGGAAAGGCCUUAUUACUGUACAGAGCCAGGAUGUGGGAGAGCUUUUGCCAGUGCAACCAACUAUAAGAAUCAUGUGAGAAUACACACAGGGGAGAAGCCCUACGUCUGUACAGUUCCUGGUUGUGAUAAACGUUUUACAGAGUAUUCCAGUUUAUACAAGCAUCAUGUUGUACAUACUCAUUCCAAACCCUAUAACUGUAAUCACUGUGGGAAAACAUACAAGCAGAUUUCUACGCUUGCUAUGCACAAGCGGACAGCACACAAUGACACAGAGCCCAUUGAAGAAGAACAAGAGGCUUUUUUUGAGCCGCCUCCAGGUCAAGGUGAAGACGUUCUCAAAGGCUCCCAGAUAACCUAUGUGACAGGUGUAGAGGGAGAAGAUGUAAUUUCUGCACAGGUUGCUACAGUUACUCAGUCAGGAUUAGGUCAACAAGUAGCACUAAUAUCCCAGGACGGAACCCAACAUGUCAACAUCUCCCAGGCAGAUAUGCAGGCCAUUGGCAAUACUAUCACUAUGGUAACACAAGAUGGCACCACCAUCACAGUCCCUGCCCAUGACGCCGUCAUCUCUUCUGCAGGAACACAUUCUGUAGCGAUGGUCACUGCAGAAGGCACUGAAGGACAGCAGGUUGCUAUUGUGGCUCAAGACUUAGCAGCAUUUCAUAGUGCCUCAUCAGAAAUGGGACACCAGCAACACGGGCACCAUUUAGUGACUACAGAAACUAGACCUGUUACAUUGUUGGCUACAUCCAAUGGAACACAAAUUGCAGUACAGCUUGGAGAACAACAGUCUCUGGAAGAAGCCAUUAGAAUAGCCUCCAGAAUACAACAGGGUGAAACACCAGGGAUUGAUGAUUAACUUCCAAAACUGCUACCUGAACAAUAGAGUGAAAAGUAUUUUAUUUUAAAUCAACUAAGGUCCAUGCCAGCAGCAACCCAUAAAAACCUUUGAAUUUCCCUGCAUUGAUACUGUGUACGCAUUUUAUGCAAGAAUGAAGAACAUUUUGUAAGUUUUGUGUACAUAACCCUCGGAAUGGACUGACAUCAUCUACUUCCAACCAUUGUAUAUUCAGGAAUAUGGAAUUAGGAUUAUAUAGUAAAUUUCCUUGUUAUCCUUUCAGACUGGUCUACAAGCAAGUGAAAAUUUAAAUAGCACUCUUUGGAUUAAUUUUUGAUGUCAUGAAAAUAAUGAAGGCAUUACUGAAGAUUUCAGAUGUUUAAAAUACUGUUGAAAAUCGUCAUUUCAGGAACCCUUACAAGUAAUAAAGAAGACAAAGCCUUUUAAAGCGCAUUCCAUAAAUGGAAAAGUCUUGGAUUUUGAGCCUACUGUAAAUCUUCAUAUUUUGAUUUGUUUCAUACAGAUUUGAAUACUCUUUAGAUUACUGACCCCAUCUCGUUUGUUGUAAAUACAGACUGUUAAUGCUGGAAGUGCUAAUUAUAUUAUCUUUAAAUUGGAUUAUGUACAAAGGAGAAACUUUGGUUGCUCAAUAUUAAAGGAAGUAAAUAUAAUGAUUUUGUUUCUUUACAUAUUUUACUUAAGACGUUACUCUCAGAUUAUUAUGCAAUAAAAUAUAGCAAGAUUGUAUUGUCUAGAUAGGAUGAUGUUGUUGUGUGACGUACUGUUUUACUUUAUAAUGAGACUGAAGUUCAAAUUAUUUAUUUACGGUCUUGUAUAAAUUUUUCCAAAGUUUAUUUAUCAUGAACUCUAAUUUUUGACAUAUUAAUUUUGAUCACAGUCCACUGUAGUGUAUUAAUUAGUGUUAAUAGUUAUUUUAAACAUUCUAAGACAGUACAAGAAUGAUUAAAAUAGUAAUUAGUCAACCAAUUUUGACUAAGAAGUAAGCUACCUGUUGUCAAGAGAAAUAUUUUCAAAUGGUGCAUUUGUGGCAUAAGUACAAGUACUAAUAGUUUAUUUUCAACAGUUCCGAGUGCCUGCUGCUACCAUUCAGUACCUAGGAUAUGCUGAUAAUCAGUGCUUUUGAAAAUCAGGACACAAGUUACUAGGAAAAGGGAUUAGUUAAUGAAGAUGUAAGUACAGUGCUCCUCUCCACCUAUCAUUCUGUAAAGGAAAAAAAUUAUGUUGUAGAUAUGUCUUGACACAUACAGUAAAACGUAACUUGAAACUUUUUUAUAUGAAAAAGUGUCUGUACUCUUGUCUUGUUAGUAGGCUUGUUAUCAAGUUGAAUUUUUUUGGCUUCAUGUAAGGUUCAGUGCUUAUUUCAGAUAAGUGUCAGGAGCACUUCUGAAACUGAAGCCUCACUUUAUACCUUCUCAAGGGAAGCAUUAAACAUCUCCGGGAUGAAACAUUAAUCAAGUAAUCAUUUUAUAAGUAUUGUGAGGUACACAUUUUACAUGAAAAAAAUUAAGUCUAUAACUAUAUACCUUGAGGUAUUUGACCUCAAAAAGGCCAGGGCUGAAUAGAAUUAUGCUAAUUUAUUGUGAAUUACUGUAUUAAUGUGGGUUGCAGCCUUAUAUGUUUUUCAUACAGAUGGCCAGUUGAGAAGUGCAGUUGAAGAAUACAGAAUUGUGGGAUAGAUGUGGACAACGCAAAGACUAUUCUCUGGAUCGAUUACAAAGUAAAACUUGGAAACAUUGAGUUUGUCUGUAACUUCUGAAUAGGUUUGAGGCUGCUUGCUCACUUAGGUGCCAGUUUUCCUGAAGUGUUGUAAUUCUUGAUAUCCCAUGGAGAUAAAUGUACUAUGCAAGGAGGAUUAAUUGCCUGUCAACUAGAUCAGUUUCUUAGUACUUAUCACCUUUUAGAAAUUAAAGAUGUAUCAUUUGACAUGAAUAUUCAAGGAUUUUUUUCUUAAAUUUCAUUGCUAAUUGUUUCUGGAAAUGGUGGAUGGAAUGGUGGUUUUGACUUGGCAAAGAAAUAACUUCAGUUCUUGCUGCUUCUUGUUUCCCAGGACAUUUUCUGACUGCUGUACAAAUGUGAGUAUUCUUUCCUCUUUCAUACCCGUUGGUUUGCUGCCGGGCAUUCAGAAAUAGCUCAGUCAGGAAAAGCUGUGGUAUUUUUAAAAUUACAUCUCUUACUAGUAUCUUACCAGUUAUUGUGGCAAAAUUCCCAAGUCAAAGUUUGUGUUUCCACAUUGUGCUAACUACCCCUGUACAGGAAAAAGUACUGAAUAAAUAAACCAGACUGACUUAGACUGCUUAGUGUUUAAAGAGAAGCUGAGGUGAUUAUAUGUGCCUUAGCUAUGAGGCCUGUAUUCAGAAGUGUGAUUUUUGUGCUCUGCUUCCAUUCAUACCAGAGUGGAAGGAGCUGUUUUGAGGAGCUGAUGCUGCCGGUUGGUGUUGGAAGGACCCAUUUAGAACAGGAUGAAAUUGGGUUAGAUAGGAGCAUUGGUGCAAAGGUUGCAGGAAGAGGAAACAAAUAAUAUAAUGAAGAGUAUCGGGCAUUUGGCAGUGGAACUCUCUAUCCCCCACGGAUUUUACACCGCUUUUUGAAAUUUCAGUAUCGAAGGGAAUGCUUUGGCACACUAGCAGGAAAUAAUUUGUAAAAGAGGAAUCCUCUAAAGUAAAGUAAGUCAGUAUAUCACUUCCUCUUAUAAAUUGGCUCCCACAUUUCCAGUCUUCCCAGUCUUUCUUAUAUGAAUUCCAGGCUUACAUCAACUCCUCCCUUAAAGGAUUAAAAUCAAAACCUCUCUAGACCUUGCAGUCAACUUUUCCCUUUUGUAUGUCUCUACAGUUCUCCACCACUGUGGGCUUUACUUUUCUUGACUGUAGAUCAGUGCCUUUCCCGAUAGUAAAGAAGGAGGCAAUUAUUUUCCCUGCUCCAGGCUGAUGACCUAUUGUGCCAGACAGACUAUGCAUAACAAUGGGACAGUUAUUACCCUGAAGAGCUAAUGCCAAAGCACACGUUGAAAGACCGUGUUUCUAUAAGAGUAAAUCCUGAAGUCUGACAACAAAGCUGUAAACAGCCAUAAUCCCUGAUGGUGUAAUUAAUCUCAGCAGCCCAUCAGCUGACCGAUACCAGAAAUUCAGGCAGUGUGGGAGAGAAGGCAUGUGGUGUCUGCUUAGCACAGACAGACGGUGCUGAUACUCAAGAUAAACAAAAUGCCUGAGCUUGGAAGGCUGUUAUUCCUUAACUUUACUCUAGUUUGUAACCCUCAUAACCACUCAAGUACUGCGGGGAGUAAUUAGUUCGACUGAUGCUUUGGUGUCUGUGAUGAUCGUGCUGUACUAGAAUAUGAAAAAAUCACUCCGCAUGGUGUGUGCUUGUCAGAGCACAGGCUCGGGGAGCCUCCCUCAGGGACAGGAAGCGAUUUAAUUGGUGUUUAGCCACCAGGAAAAGAGUGUGGAGUACGAUGCAAUCAAGAGUGUUUCUGAAUCGGGCAACUUCAGCACUACAGCUGCUGAGGUUAGUCAGAUUGCAUGCCUUAAACUGACCAUAGCUUCCACUUACCAAGAUGCUGAAGUGCCCUAUAACAAACCUAUUCCAGUCAUUCUUAGUUUUUCAUUGAAUGAAAACAGAUAAAUGUUCUGUAAAGCUUUGUGUAAUUUUCAUAUGUAGCACAGAUGAAAUUCCACAAAUAGUUGAGUAGGAAGCAAACUGAUUUGCUUAAGCAGUAAGGCAUUAGGAGUCUGGAAAUGAAGGGUAACUUGUGUCCUCUUCAGCUAUUACUCUACAGGUUUUGGAAAGUUAAAAAUACAUUUAUUCAGUUUGUAUCAUUUUUGUCUCAAAAAAGAUAGAAAUUAACACAUGCUUUGUCUUUGCAGAUAGGUGCAUUCAAACUCCAGCUGGUUGUUAAUAAUAAGGUACUCCUGUGUUUUUGGAAAGCAGUAUGCAUUUGAACACCAGAUCCCCCAAAAGUACUUUUUGCUCCAUUGAUAAAAACCUUCCAGAGCUUAGAUCCCCAUGACAAGAGAUGAAAAAAAUCAAGAGACACUCUCAGUUCUUGUGUCAAAAACUACAUUCUAAUUAAGGCACAGAAACAAGCAUUUUUCCUUGUUUACGAUGUGUAUUUUAAAACGUUGCUCAGUUGUUGCCUGCAGUUUCACAUUGCUUUGAUGUGAUUUUUCAUUCUGCUAGCAAAGUCAGCUUGGACAAAAGAAACUAUCUAAUUAGACCAUCACCAUUUGCAGUAAGUGGCUGACACCUAACCCUAUCAGGAAUGUGAUACCAGACUUUUUCAACUGAGGUUUACAUUCAAAGCAGACUUUAAUUAUACCAAUAAACAUAAAAGCUUGUAUCAACAAUCGGGCAUUCUGUCCUACACAGUGUGUGUAUUUAUCUCUAAUGGAAAUGUCACCCCCUUAAAUCCCAAGCAUCUCAGGUUAUGAAGCAGUAAAAAAAAAUAUUUGGAUUAUUUUUGUUCUGUUUAAUUGUUAGAAGCAUUUUACUCAAAGGAAUGGCAAAACGUUUCCACUUGCAGGGCGCAAGUAAUUGUGCGAAUUUAACAAAGCAGUGUCUUAUUUUACUGUCCAAACUCCAGCAUUUUGCCCUUUCCUUUGUUUAGAUCCCUCACCAGCUGUUAAGUUGACUGGCUGUUGUAUUUUACUUAUUUUUCUGGGUAAUCUUGGACUCUCUCAAGCAGUGUUACUGCUUGAUUCUGUAGUAGUUGGCCGAGAGGCUUAUGAGCAGGUAUCUUACUAAGGCAAGAUGAGGAAAAAAGACUGACUUCCUAACACCUGGCAGGUCUGCUGGCAUAUCAGAAACUACCACAUGGCUGUAGAAAGCUCCUGCAGAAACAACAGUGUUCCAAAACUACAUUUCCAGUGGGCUUUUUGCUUUGGUGUAGAGCUGAUUUGGAUUUGAAUAUUGGUUGUAAUAAUUAAAAAAUUCAGAAAGUACAAGAAUGGUUUGUAGGACCAUACCAUUGACAAGAUGAGCUGUUUGGGUUUUUUUAAACAGAUCUAUUCAAGACAGUAAAGGUCAGACUUUUGAGGUUCCUGAGCAUGAUAUUAGUGGCAAGAAGGUGUCUGAGCUUCUUUAAACACCUAGUAGGCUUUUAUCUGUGUCUACAAAUUUUUUGCAAAAUGUCUUCCCUUAAAUGAUAUGCACAAGACAUUAUUAAAAUGAAUAGUGGUAAAUUUGUAAGCAGGGUGAGUACCUCUUUUGUGGUUUUGCAUGUUCCCUGAAGGAGAAAAGGGAAGGUUAGUAAUACUGGUAGAUUAGUACUGACUAUUUAGUUGCUGUGCGUUAUACAUUUUGAGAUUUUUAAUUGCAGAUACAAAAUCUUGACUUCUAUUCUGAUCACUUUAAGUUCACUUGAGCACAACAAAUGGGGCAUUCUAGUUGUACCUGUUUUCAGUCAUGGUAAUCAUUCUUUCUGUUCGACUUUUAGGGUGUUUUGGAGGAAAUCUCUGAUCUGAAUACAACUCUUGGGAACAGAUUCUUAUGCCAUUUUCUUUGUAAGCAGAGUGUUAAGAGGCAGACGUGGGCAAAAAGGGAGUCACUAAAAACUGUUCAGAGUGUGUGAUCUCAUAGUCACAGAGAAAUACUGAACUGUACAUGACUGCCUAGCAAAACCCAUGCUUUUUUAAUGUACGUUGACCAUAAUUAGUUCUGAGUAUCUUCAAAUCUUCCUCUAGAUUCCCAUAUUUUGGGCCCAGAAGCUGCUCUUUACUUUGAGAGGCAUCCUAUGUGCUGUCAAAUUCCCAUUCUAUUCUCCAUCUUAUUUUCCCACUCUUUACUAUUUACAUUUCUGGGUGAAUACAUCCUUGAGAAAUGCUGUGUCUGCAUACAGACUAUAGGCUAGAAAAAGUAAGAGAACUGGCAGGAUCAACCAGAGGCAUGUAUUGGGACACAAAAGUCCACCUUUGAUGGAGAACCCUUUCAACUCUGUACCUUGUAAUGAAGAAAAAGAGAUAGCCAGCUAGCAGCAGCUGUUAGCAACAGAACCCCAGAUAAAGUAAUCUUUAACCUGUUUACCGUUGAGCUGUCAGCAGCUCGGAGACAACAUCUCCCAGCUGGCACACUACCACCGAGACCCGUUAGCCCUGUACAUGCUAAGUCUUGUGUGAGCCACCACUGGUACUGGUGGCAGGCAUGGUGGUCCUUGGGUACCUGCUAGAACCCAAGAGAAAAGCUGGGAAUGGCACAGAUGUGUCCUUGCUCUUGCUUCUCUAGCAACAGCCUUGGCACAGGUGGCUGUAGUGUUUCUGGUUUUCAUAUAAGCAACAUGACAUUCCUCUUCUUCUGCUUUUUCACUCCAUUUAACCUUCUCAUAACAAGAUAAACCAUUCAUAGUUUCAAGACUAUGCUGGGUGAUGUAGAAUGAGUUUCAUCUAGUUUUUGGCAGAACUCUACCAAUUUGUUCAAAGUGCUUUUGGGGAACUGCAGGUGAACCUGUAAGUGCAGGAAAUCCUGACAAGAUGGCAGUGUACCCACUUCUGUGGAAGCUUCCUCUGACAGCUAGACAAAUUGGCCGUUGUUCCAUUUCUUUCGUAUUCAUCAUUAUUUGAGUUCCCGUUAUCCAUAAAAGGGGGAACAACGGUUUCCCUUGAGCUUGAAGGCUCCUAGUUAAAACCAGCUGUUUGUCAGUCUGUGUUGCCCCAAAUAAAUAUUUCUGGUAGCAAAAUCUUCUCUGCACCAGACCGAUAUACUUAAUUUUUAACUUAGAUGCAAGAAUUAAAGAAAACCAGAAGCCAAUUUUGGAAAUAUAUCCUGAAAACCCUUAAAGCACUCAAAUUUGUGGGCUUAUCAGCCAGGCACUGCCUGGACAUUAGCUUAUGUGCCUUUACAUCUAGUUGGAGGAUCAGGGCUUUAGUUUGCAGUAUCUAUAGGGGCUGGAAGGUGAAAUGGAAUCAGCUUCAGAGAAUUUGGGAUGGAUUUGGCUCGUGAAGUAUGGUGCAGUGGAAACUUGCAGAGCUCUUCCCUACUCACCUCUCUUCCUCCUGGGAUUAUGUCCAUUGCUCAUGUGCCCUCUGACUAAGGGAACUGGCUGCACGAUGCUUUUUAACUAGGCUGAUUUGGGGCCUCUUGAUGUGAGGUGUCGUGGUUGUGAGGUUGUCAUAGUGGACAGGUUAGCAGCUGUCACACUCAGUCUGCCGGCAAAUCAUCUUCUCUCCAACAGAACUGCUUAUAGUUCUGUCAAACUACAGUAAAAGAACAACUGGUACCUAUGAAUGUAGCCCUUAUAGAGCAACUAUGCAUUUUGUUAUAGUUACAUAUUUAUUCAGUACUUCCCUUUCUUAUUUGCUCUCAGUUUGGAAAUAAACUUUCUUUUAAAACAAUUGUGUUAAUGCUGUUUAUUUCCUUCUCCGUUCUUUUUCCCUGUUCUCUCUUACCUUUGUUUUCACUUCAGAAGUACUUCCUUCUCUGUACAAACCCUGAAUUGAUCCAUUUUACUUUGUCCCACUUAAAACUUAUGCAGUGAUUAGCAAUUCAUUAGUAAAAGUCUAUGCAACAGGGCUUCUGAAUUUCAGUUUGCCACUUACUUUUACUAAAUACUGUGUCUGUAGAGUGCAGCACCAGUUAUAUUUGGGAAGAAAAUUCUAGCUUCGAUAUUUCAGAGGGAGGGAUUUAUUGAAAGCUUAAAUUCUUUAAUGUUUUUCAAAGAAAAGGAAACUUCAGAUAUGACUGAAGCAAAGCACAACUGGUGGCUGGGUUGUUAUGAGUCACUUACUAGAAAAUUGCUCUGCAUUUCCCUCUGUGGGAUGUUAAUUGAGAAAGAGAUGGUGGUUGUAUUUUUUAAUAGUUUUCUCUUACAUCAUCUGUUCUAAAACUCAAAUGCUUCAAUUAGUAUUUGCUGUACAGUGCAUUUCAAUUUAAAAAAUGAGUCUUUUUAAUGGAACAUUAUUGUGAUUCUAAAUUACUGCACACCAAGUCUGUUACAGCACUUGGCCUGAUGUAGUCUUAUCUCUGUAAAUGCUAUCCAAUCCCUUUUUCAUGGGCUACAUUGGCUACUUUCCUUUUUCUCAAACUAGUUUUCAGGAGGCUUCCAUAAUCUCAAAAGUUGUGUUCUAGCUCGCUAUUGCUUGUCCUGAAAACGAGAACUAUCUUAAGCUUUCAGGCCAUUGAAACUGUGAGAAAUAAGUCCGGAUGCGAUAUUUAAGCAGAAAUGUUUUUAUGUACAAAAGGAAAGGGCAGUGACCUCCUACCUUGAGGUGUCAGAGCUCCAAGCAAAACCAUUUAGCUCGGCAGGCACAGGGAAUGUAUGCAAGUACAGAGUUAUAUUGACACCUGGUCCGCUUAGCCAAAUUGAUUUAAAAUGCUCUUAUGUUCAUACAGUGCUUGUGGACGGGCAGUCGCCCCAUGCAUGCUGCUGUUUCUGUCCCUGCAGGGUACUGGUGAGAGCCAUUUGGGACAGCUGUGCUGCCGUGCACAGCAGCUUUCCGUGAAGAAAUGGGUGUUUUGAGGCACAGUAGGUUAAAAAAGGAGGAAUUGCUAGCAGAACUUGAGUAUGGGACACUAGCAUCCCCAUGGUGUUUCUUACAUCCCCAAAACACACUGGCUUGGGGAGUGGCAGUUGUGUGAGCAGCACCGGUGUGAAAAGAGGAGAAAAAAGCACUUCAGUAUUUUCUAUUGGGCCUCAAUAGAAAAUCCACCUAAAAAUAAUUACCUAUUGGAGAUACAGGUGUCCCAUUUCAGCUGGCAGCAUCAAAGGGCCUUUAAGCCCCACUUGUGAACCCCAGCCCUUCAGCAACUGGAAGCUCUGUGCCCUGGCUAUAGGAGCCUGAACCAUGUCCCAAGAUUCUGCGCAUGGACACCAGAGACCAGUGGCCCAAGGAUAGGAUGAGAUAGGCAAACAACAGAAAGAUGGUCAAGUACAAACUUCUAUCUUCUAUUAGCGGGGCCUUCAGUGUUUUAGUUUGUUGUCUUUAGAGCCGCUCCCUACAGAAGUGUGCUGAUUGCAGCAGGGUUUUGUUCUUCAGAUGAGGAAGGAGGCAGCAAAGGGACUGUGUGGCAGGGAAGUGAAGCCCUGGCACUACCCACAUCCAGUGGACAGAGAGUAACCUCGCUUUCUUCAGGUUGCUACAGGCUUUUGUGCCUGGGGAAAAAAAACCCACAUUGUUUCAGGCCCCUUGCUACCCAAGGGGUUCAGUUUAAGGUGCCUGAGGACAGGAGUAUAUCUCUUGGGGCACACUUAAUCAGGAGAGAGAAAAAGCACCUGAAAGAUGAAGCUGGGGGUCCGUGGCAAAUCACAGCAGCCUUUUGGUUCCUGUGAGAGCAACUGCUAACAGCGCUGCCUGUGGUGCUCCUGCACUGUAAACCAGUUUGUUGAGCAGACCAGUCUAGUGGGACAUGUCCCUGCCCAUGGCAGGGGCUUGGAACAAGAUGAUGCUUAAGGCCCCUUCCAACCCAAACCAUUCUGUGAUUCUGACAGUGCAUUUGGAGCCUGAGAGAAUUAAUUGGUAAGUUUUGCUGCAGCUGCUUUGUAUGUUUAAUUAUCACAGCACAUAAAUCUGCCUUAUAAGAUGUAGUAGCUAUUUUAGGUUAACAGAUAGGGCUGUGAGAAUUAAUUAUUAAUAUGCUUAGUUGUCUUCUAAGAUGCAGCUGAUGAAGAUUACUUGAAGGGAGUCUCCGGACAUGGCUGGAUAAUCCAGAAAAAUAGUAUGCAUUCUUUGAAGAUUUAUAUGGUUCUUAAUCUAAAACUAGUAUAACAUACCCACUGCUUUUGUAAGAUGUUAUGCCU
This is a messenger RNA of Cuculus canorus (common cuckoo), 16414 nucleotides long. RefSeq names its product zinc finger protein 143 (gene ZNF143). Gene Ontology annotation, biological process: regulation of transcription by RNA polymerase II; central nervous system development. The record is from RefSeq and is a predicted model, not a curated record. Bases 4768 to 6693 code for a protein of 641 amino acids. NCBI's taxonomy places the organism in Eukaryota, Metazoa, Chordata, Aves, Cuculiformes, Cuculidae. Gene Ontology annotation, cellular component: nucleus. Gene Ontology annotation, molecular function: DNA-binding transcription factor activity, RNA polymerase II-specific; RNA polymerase II cis-regulatory region sequence-specific DNA binding. The transcript has 17 exons.